CCCAGUCUAGCUGCAAAAAGGAACUUCAAAAUACUUACGAUAUAUGGUCUGACCAUGCCAGUAGUUGAUGUAUGGCAACAUUUAAUAGUGCAUGCUUAAUAAAAACUAUGAGAACAUAGUGACAACAUAGGAAUACUUCCCCAGUAUGCUCUCAGCCCCCAAAAGGUUUUAUAGGCACUUCAUAACAUGCUUCUGGAGACCCUGCUUAAAAACCUUCUGAAAGUUAAGGCUUAAAUACAUUCUCUGUUUUGCUCUAGUCUGUGGCACCUAGAUUGUCCUCAAAAAACAUAAUGGUAUUUCUAGCCACCUUUUAUUUUCACUACAGCAGAACAGCUAAUAGGAAUUACACUGUUCUUUUGGAAAAACAGAACAAAAGUAUCUGUAGUUCAGUGGACUCUGCAUGUCUUAACAUGGAUUCUCAUUAUUUUUCCAAAGGUAUGAUUCCUUCACAGGUGUUCCUGUGUGUCAGCAAAAUCUGCUGCUGGAAAAAGCGAGUAUUUUAUUCAAUAUUGGAGCCCUCUACACUCAGAUUGGAACAAGAUGCAAUCGUCAGACCCAGACUGGACUUGAAAAUGCUGUUGAUGCUUUUCAGAGAGCUGCAGGAGUCCUCAGCUAUUUAAAGGAGACCUUUACUCACACACCAAGUUAUGACAUGAGCCCAGCUAUGCUGAACGUACUAGUGAAGAUGAUGCUUGCUCAAGCUCAAGAGUGUGCUUUUGAGCAGAUCAGUCUCCCUGGAAUACGCAAUGAGUUUUUCACACUAGUGAAAAUGACACAGGAAGUUGCCAAGGUGGGAGAGGUUUACAUGAUGGUUAACACUGCAGUGACUCAGGAACCAGUCAAAGAGAAUAUCCCGUAUUCCUGGUCUAAACUGGUACAAAUAAAAGCAGACCAUUACAGAGCUUUGGCACAUUACUUCCUUGCCACCAUUCUGUGUGACCAUGAAUUGCAGCCCAACGAUGAUGAAGAUCAGCAGGAAAAAGCCUUAUCUCAGCUGUAUGACUACGUGCCAGAAGGUGUGAUGAUUCUCACCAUUUUAAAGGACAAAGUUCAGAGAAAACAACUAGGGAAGGCACAUUUACGCAAAGCCAUUGUCUACCAUGAAGAAGCUCUAAGAGUCUGUGGUUUGUGCAAAAAACUUCGAAACAUUGAAGUUCUUCUGGAGGUUCUGACAGCUGCACAUAAGCGCUCACUUCUCAAAUAUGCUCAGCAGGAGACGGAAGAUGACUUUCUCAGUCUAAUCCAGGCUCCAGAUAUUCUUCCUAAAACAGAGCAUAAAGUAGAAAUGGUUGCUCCUCAGUUUUCCAAGGUGAAAGUUAAAGACUUUUUUCACAGACUGGGCCCGCUGUCGGUGUUCUCAGCCAAGCAGAGAUGGACGGCUCCACGUACCAUUCACUUCCACUGUGAAACAGGAGAGCUGGGAUUCAGCCUUAAAGGAGGUUCACCAGUACAAAUUUACUGUCUUGAUCCAGUUUGUUCUGCAGCAUCAGCAGGCCUAAAAGAAGGUGAUUACAUUGUUUCAAUUGGUGGAGUGGAUUGCAAAUGGCUUGGAGUGAAUGAGGUACUGGAAAAAUUCAAAAGCGUGGGAGAGCAGCCCAUUGAGUUUGAGGUUAUCAGCUGCCAGGAUACAACAGCAUCUAUGGUACGUAAUGAGGCAAAUACAUUUGUGGACUUGAUAUGUGAGGCUUUUUUUUUCUUUCUUUUUUUGGAUGUAAUCCUCUUGCGGAGACUGGUCGAAGCAAACUACAAAAUCAAAGAGCUGUCCUAA
Messenger RNA from Meleagris gallopavo (turkey), 1768 nucleotides. The record is from RefSeq and is a predicted model, not a curated record. Lineage: Eukaryota; Metazoa; Chordata; Aves; Galliformes; Phasianidae.